CCAGUCUCGCAGCGGUACUCGCGUGCGAAAUAAUAUGGCUCGGGAGUCGAACCUGGAAUAGACCUAGACAUAGUGCUCUCGCGAUACUAGACAGAAUCGACAGAGCAACGCGAGAAAAAAAAUAAAAGAUUAACAAAAAACAGUGCUUGCUAGAGAAAGCACUUGAAAAUUCGAAUCGAGUGCGCCUCCUCUCUUCUAUCUCCCUCUUUUUUUUUACUUUUUUAUCGUACGACCAAAAUCGUGGGUGCUGUGCAACAAUACUCAUAUCAAGUGGACUCGUGUCACUCCUGCUUGUCAUCAGAGUGAGAAAGUACGUCAGUGAGUUGAAGUGAUAUCUGAAAAUCCCUGUUUUUUUCCUAAUCCAACCACGUCGAUCGAGAGUUCAAAAGUGUCCGGAAAAGACGUUCGAAAAAGAUUUCCCGAUUAGCGGAUGCACCAACGUCGAAGUUGAAUUCUCGAACGCGAGUUCCAAGUGAUCCAAAUAAAAAACUUCGAUUUCCGCUGAUGCACCUUCGUUUUUUUCGUAAUCGGUUCUGUUACCACGUCUAUAGCUCGAGUUGCCCCGCCUCUGGUUUCUCGUCAUCUCGCCCCACCCGACCCGAUUUGUGACGACGGCUCAAAGUAAUUAGAGAAAUAAUGCACUCACAACAUAUGUAGUGAGAUUAGAGCAUUAGAGCGAUACUUGAGAUAGAUGGACGAGUUUUUCGACUGGAUAUAAAAUAACGGGAGCUGGUCCGCGAGCGGUGAGACUGCCAUUCGUCGCGAGAGGGAAUACCAAAUUACCAAGUAGAAACUGGUAGAAACGACUGCUUGACUUGAUCCGCCUGACUGUGACACACAAUACUGAGAGAAUCUCUUACCGAGAUUGGACACUGAGAGUGCAAAGUAAAUCUACACUACGAUCCAGUUGAUCGAGUGACUCGAUCAUUCUCAUUCUGACUAACCCAAGGAAAAGGAACAGGAAAAAACUGCUCUUGAAGCCCAAAAUGCACAUUGAGGUGCAGGUUGCGCUAAAUUUUGUGAUAUCGUACCUAUACAACAAACUACCAAGACGACGAGUGAAUAUCUUUGGUGAAGAAUUGGAGAAGGCGCUAAAGGAAAAAUUCAAAGGACACUGGUAUCCGGAAAGACCAUUCAAGGGUUCUGCCUUCAGAUGUCUCAAGACCGGAGAUCCAAUAGACCAAGUUUUGGAGAGAGCUGCGAAGGAAAGUGGUGUACCAAUUCAGGACAUUCUGGAGAAUUUACCAGCUGAAUUGGCCGUCUGGGUUGAUCCUGGUGAAGUUAGUUAUCGAAUUGGGGAGACGAGUAUAAUCAAGAUCCUUUAUUCCGAAUCAGCAGAUCUUCACGAUGAGUGCUCGGCUGAUCGCGAGGUCACAAAGACUUUUAAUCCCGAGGCUCAGUGCUUCAGGCCCAUCGAUGCAGUGGGAACAUCACUAAGUGGACUCAGUUUGAGUCCCAAGUCAACAUCACCAUUUCCUACUUCCCUGGCUGGUAGUGGUAGCGUUAGUGGCGGUGGUGGAAGCAGCAGUAGCAGUAACACUAGUAAUGGUUCCAAUAGCAAUAAUCAACAACAGCAAAAUGGACACUCGGGAUCGUCUUCGGCUCCCUCGCCCACUCCUCUAUCUAGUUCCUUCAAGAGUUCACCUAGUCCGGUUCCCAGUUUCAUACCUCGAACCACCGCUCCCUUGACAUUCACCACCGCCACCUUCGCACAGACUAAAUUCGGCAGCACCAAACUCAAAACAAGCAGUAAACGUGCCAACAGGAUGUCACCAACGGAAUUCUCCAACUACAUAAAGCAGCGGGCAAUUCAGCAACAAAUUCACCACCACCAUCAUCAUCCGCAGCAUCCACAAGCGCAAGGUGGCCUACCAACGUCUCAAACAUCACCAAACAGCCGAAGUUUGUCGCCUGGGGUUCAGACUCCUGGUGGUCCACCCGUGGAUCCAAGCGCUUACUUUUUACCACACACACCUUACCAUCCACAAUUUUCACAUCGCAGUCUCUUUGACUCUGGCCACAGUGGUUAUUUGCCUGCUGACAUUUAUACGGGUACUAAAUUUCCAACAUCAUACUUGGAUCCAACCUCGAUCGGUCACCAAUUUUAUGGCACGAUCAACAGCGCCGCUGCUGCUACUGCUGCAUCUCAACAGACUUCUGGAAACUUCACCGCUGGUUCCGCCAAUGUGAUCAGUAGCAGUAGCAGCAGCAGUAGCAGCAGCAGUAACGUAUCUCAACAACAAGCGGAGAAGACUAUCUUGGUCGAAGGUCUGAAUAACUUUGGCCUUGGAUCAGUGACUCCUUAUCCGGCCAAUCAGUAUCAGCAUCUUCUCGUGGCCAACUAAUAGUCCGCAAAACGUUCAGUUGCACGAGGCGGCUCGUUGCACUCGUUUUCGGUAGUCUAAAUCCCUUGACCUUGAGAGAGAAAAUGAGUGAGAGCAUGAAAGAGAAAGAAAGAGUGUGUGAAAAGCUGUUUACUUUCUCCAAGAACUGCGCUACCGUCCAAACUUAUCAGACUCACAUCAACUGAACAAUCCAAGUUUGGCGUCAUUUUAUCUGGAAGGAUGGUCAUUGUUAAUUAUUAUUUUGUCUUGGUAGAAAACAAACUUUGUUCUUUGCCAAGGAAAACCAUCCUGACAAAUGACGUCAACUUGGAUUGCUAAAUCCUGCUAGGAAUGGCUAACCUGCGAUACGCCAUCUGGUGCCAAAAGCAGAACUUCAAACUCAAAUCAAGCAAAAUAAAUUUUUAAAAUAAAAAUUAAAAAAAAAGAGUGGAACAAAAUAUCAAACAUGGGCUGUGGCUUUAUAAUAAGUUAAACUCCAAACUAGGAAAGCAUUAUUGAAAAGGAAAAAGGAUUUUUUACUUUGCUUAAUUUGAGUUUGAAAUUCGCGGACUCUCCAAUUGGACCUACUCUUUCUAGUUUUUGUUUUUGUCACCAGAUGGCGAAAUGGUCGACCGCCAUUCCCAAAUGAAACUAUGUUUUCAAUCAAGGAUUUUUGUGAGCGAUCGAAAAAUGUCGGAACGGUAGCCUAAAUCCCUUUGACUACCUCGAUAUUAGAGACCACACAGAAACACAGACAGACACACCUACACACACAGAGGUCUUCCCUUUAUUCCUAAAUGGCCUCGUUGCGAAUAGCAUACAAUUGUAUAAGAAGAGCAAAUUCGGCAGAUCGAAUUGAUCUCAUUGGUCGACCGUUAAUGAACCGCGCGCGAGCCACGCAUCGUCGAUCUCUGCUUCCAGAGUUGCGACUCAACGAUCUCAGUUUGGAAGAAUUGAACCGAGUGUUACCAAUAAUAUAUAUGUAUCUAUAAUAUAAAUAAACGAAUGUAAAAAAAAUAUAGGCGCAGGCGUCAGGACUCGAGCGCAGGACUUGAGUGCAGGCAUCGCGCGCAAUAGCUAAAGGACGGUUGACGCAAAAGUCGCUACGGAACCGAAAUUAAAAAAAUUGAACGCGCGCGAUGAUUUUGCUAGAAAGUAUGUGUUGAACAUAAUACAUUGGAGUUGAACCAAGUGACAUGGACGUGAAUGAAAAGAAUAUGGCGUUAAUAUGGUUGCUGGUGAAAUCGUAGGCAGGUGCAUGGUACUUAUAAAAAUAUGAGCACAAAAUUGGUGCGCAUUAUAUCUAGACACCAUGCGCAAAGAAGCGGACUCCAAGCGCCAAACGCCGACCUUGGAACAGCUACACAGAUAUUACCAACGCGUAAUAAUUUAUUUUUUCACUGGUAUAGUCGGAGAAAUAACGAUAUAUCUGUAGAGAGCCUACGUAUGAUAAUGCAAAUGCACUUACUUCGGCGAGUUUUCGCAGAACGGUAGAAACUCAGUUGCGCAGUGUGACGCUGAUUCUGACGUCAAGUAGAUUAAUGGACGAAAAAUAUAUUUAAAAAACAAAAAUAACAAAAAGAAAAGACAGGGAAUACGAAGGCUGCGAAUAUAGCCCUUCGCGUUUAACGCUUAGUUUUGUACCGUUCAUAAAACUCGUCUUUGGUACGAUUUUACAUUUUAUUUUUAUAAUAAUGCAGUAGAUGUAGAGGGUGUGUUCGUAGCAACGUAAGUGGCGCUGUUGUACCUUUCCUUUCUUGCGCGCAUAGGCGUACCUCAAGCAAGUUAAAUAUAAUUUUUGUACGAUGAUCGGAAUGUGCAGAUCCGAUAUUAUAAGCCAUAAUGAUACAUUGUAAUUUUUAGAGUACCAUGAUGUAAAGAUUACUUUUUGAAAGCAAUUUACUUUGAUAACUGAGAGAAUGUUCUUUUUUUCUUGAACACACACUUUUCACUUCGCGUACACACAUUUUAUUCUCGCGAAAAGGAACUUUUUAUCUGGCUGAAAUACGAAAAUAAACCAAAAACAAAAGAGUAAGAAAUCUGAUUUCGUUGAAUAAAUAAAUAAGACAUGUUAGAACAAAA
This is a messenger RNA of Belonocnema kinseyi, 4406 nucleotides long. RefSeq names its product protein Tob2 (gene Tob). The record is from RefSeq and is a predicted model, not a curated record. Bases 987 to 2345 code for a protein of 452 amino acids. Gene Ontology annotation, molecular function: transcription corepressor activity. The transcript has 3 exons. Gene Ontology annotation, biological process: regulation of gene expression. Gene Ontology annotation, cellular component: cytoplasm; nucleus. NCBI's taxonomy places the organism in Eukaryota, Metazoa, Arthropoda, Insecta, Hymenoptera, Cynipidae.